Messenger RNA from Rotaria sp. Silwood2, 1452 nucleotides. The record is from the annotation of a GenBank genome assembly. Lineage: Eukaryota; Metazoa; Rotifera; Eurotatoria; Philodinida; Philodinidae.
GUUAAACUGCAAGCUCUACUUCCACUAUAGUAUAAUUGUACACAAACUGUGCUGCAGCUGUAGUUUGGAUAGAUUCCAACUGUACUCCAACUGUACUCCAGCUGUACUCCAACUGUACUCCAGCUGUACUCCAACUGUACUCCACCCGUACUCCAGCUGUACUCCAAUUUUUUUUUGAAGUAGAGUGAGUCUCGCUUUUUCCCCCUUGAUACUCACACCCACACCCCACCCACACCCACACCCACACCCACACCCACACCCACACCCUUACUUUAAUUUGUUUUAUUAUAUAAAUAUAUAAAUAAUUGAUAAAAUAAGAUAAUAUAUCAAAUGUAAAAUUAAAAAUCAAUAUGAUAAAUAUGUUUUUAAUAUAUAUUAAUAUAAAACAAAUUGAAUCCAGUAUUUGUCGAAAUUUCAAUGAAAGUAAGAGAGAUAAUUAAUAAAUAAAAUAAAAAUUGAAAAAAAAAAUUUUCAUAAAUAAAUAUAGAAUAUAAUUGUUCAAAAUAUAAAAAUGAUUCUGAAAUAAUAAAAUCGUUUCCAUAUAUAAUACAUAUAAAUUCAUAUCUUCAAUAUUCAACAAAGACAUAUGCAUUAAGUAAUGAUAAUAAAUAUAUUUAUUAUAUGAAUAUAGCUUAUCAAAUAUAUAUUCCAUCAAGUAUUUUUUGUUUUAAAUAUUUAUCAAAAUUAGAAAUUCGUAAUACAAGUUUUUGUUAUAUUGAUAAAGAGUUUCAAUUCGAAAUAAAUAAUUAUUCAUCAUCAAUUAUUCAUUUAGCGAUUUAUGAUACAAUAAUUAAUUAUCUAUCAGAAAAUAUUGUUAAAUUAAAUCGUCUUAAAACAUUAGAAUUAUCAAAUAUUAAUUUAAUGUCAUUACCAAAUUCAAUUCGAAAUUUAUCUUCAUUAAAUUUUUUAUCAUUACCUUAUAAUAAAUUAGAAACUUUACCAUCAACAAUUAAAAAUCUUAAAUAUUUAUCAAACAUAAAUUUAAAAAGAAACGAAAAACUUUCUUCAAUAGAAUCAUUAAAUGGUCUUAAAUCUCUUGAAAUAUUAGAUGCUCGACACUGUUCAAUUCAACAUCUUCUUCUUCAUUUAUCUGAUUUAACUAAUUUAUAUAUGACAAAUAAUUAUCGUACUGAUCUUUAUGGAAUUAAAACAUUAGGUUAUGAUAAUAAUUCGAAAAAAUAUUUUUAUUUUGAUUAUUAUUUUAUCCAAUUAAUUCCAUUAAAUAUUUUUUAUGUUAAAAAUCUUUAUUGGUUAAAUCUUAAUUAUAAUCGAUUAGAUAAUUUACCUAUGACCAUUUUUAAUAUAAAUACACUUUCAUAUUUAUACAUUCCACAUAAUAAUUUUUGUCAUGGAGAACUAAAAUCAAUUGCUUAUCAUUUCAAACAUACAAAUCCCAAUUUAAAAUUAUUUUAUCUUAAUAAAUUCCAAUCACUAAAACCUUGUUCAACCUAA